ACUUAUGCGUGCAUUUUAUAUAUUAUACUUUACUCCAAUAUGACGAUCAUAUUUUACAUUAAUUAGACAAAAAUAAAAUGUAUAUAUAGUUUUACGUUUGUAAUACGUAUGCUGUAUACAUGUAUGUAGUAUAUAUUUUGUGUACAAACUGAAAAUGAAGCAUAAGAAGCAUAAAGACAAAUCUAAACACGAAAGAAAAAAAUUAAAGAAGAAAGACAAAAAGAAACAUAGAUCUCAGAAGCAUAAUGAAUCUAAUUCAAGCAAUAGUAGUAGUGAAGAAGAGCAACAAUGGGUAGAAAAACCAGUAGCUGAUACUACCUUAUUAGAACAAAAUGUAGCUGGUAAAUCGGAUGCACAAACACCUCUUAAAAGGGAGGAUUGGAUGAAUAUAAAAAAUGUAUUUCCAUGUGUAUUUAAUGAAAAAUCUGUGUCUACUAAUACUGGAAAGAUUGAUGAUAAACCAAAUUUGGAUAUAUUAGGUCAAACUAAUAAAGAAUUAAAUCCAUAUUGGAAAAAUGGUGGCACUGGUCUACCUGAAGAAAAUUCUGCAAAAGCUGAACCAGUAAUGGAUGUAAAUUGGUUAAGGAAAAGUCUUCAGCGAGCAAAAGAACAAGCAAUAAGUGAAGGUAGAAGUUUAGAAGAAAUUGCAGCUGAAAGAUGGGGUUCUUUGGAAACUAUACAAUUAAUGAUAUUCAAAGCAGAAGAUGCAUUGGACAAAAAAAAGUAUGGACAUAGUAGGAACACUAUUGAAAGACAUAAAGAUAAUAGACAAUUUUCCCAUCACUCUUCAAAAUGGAGGAAAGAUGAAUAUUAUACAACUAAAUCUAAAAAUUCAGACAAAAAUGAACAAUAUAGAAAACAUGAUAAUUUUCAUUAUAAAAAACAACAGGAAUAUAAAAAACCUACGAAUGAUGAUUGUUACAAAAAUGUUGAUAAACAUAACACAAACUAUUUUAGUAAAAGGAAUUGGCAAAAAGAGAAAACAUUACUGAAAAAGGAAGAAAAUCUGGUGGAUUCAAGUACCCCUAAGUCACAGGAUAUUGACCCUCAAAAUAGCAUCAACACAGAUAAUGUAGGAACUGAAGAAAUUAAACCUUUAACAGAAGCAGAAAUGAACAAACUUGGAGCAAAGAUUGUUAAAGCUGAAAUAAUGGGUAAUACUGAACUUGCGAAUGAAUUAAAAGAUCAGUUGAACAAAGCUAGAGAAUUUACAAAGAGUGUUAAAUCGCAUAAUAAAGAAAAAAUUCAAAAUGUAAUCCUUACUCAAACUGAUGCUAAAGGAGUUACAAGACCAUUGGAGCCUAGAAAUCAGAUUCCAGAAUCUUCUAAACAUAUUAAACGAAAAAAUGUAGAAACUUAUGAUUUUGGAAAGAAAGUGCGACAUUAUUUCGACGAUGAUAAAUAUUCAUUACAACAACUGUUCCAACGAGAAAAAGGACGUUGUACAAACGAGGAUGAUGCUGCACUUAUGAAGGUUGCUUCUAAAAACAUGGACAUGGAUGAAAUAUUUGAGGAACAAAUUACUCGGGUUAAAUCAGAUGCAAAACGUGAUGACAAAGAUCGUUCAGUCGCAAUUGAAGAACACAAACGUUUAUCAAGAAGUUUAGACAAUUGUCACUGGUGUAUUGAUUCAAAAUACAUGUUGAAACAUAUGAUUGUUACAAUGAAUUCUGAAAUUUGUUUAAGUCUACCUCGAUAUACUUCUUUGACCGUCGGGCAUUGUAUACUAACACCUGUCCAACACAUUGCAUGCCAAUUACAAUUAGAUGAGAAUAUUUGGGAAAAAUUAAAGAUGUUCAAAGGGAUUUUAUACAAAAUGUUUUUGGACCAAAACCAGUAUCCAAUAUUUUAUGAAAUUUACACCAAUCGACACAAGUUUUUACACAUGCAAUUACAAUGUGUCCCAUUACCAAAAGAAAUUGGUGAAUUAGCGCCGAUAUAUUUCAAAAAAGCCUUAUUAGAGUGUGAAACAGAAUGGUCAGUAAAUAAAAAAGUUGUUAGUCUUGAAAACAAAGAUCUACGUCACGCUAUUCCAAAUGGACUAUCGUAUUUUAUGGUGGAAUUUGAGAAAAAUAAAGGAUAUGCUCAUGUCAUUGAGGACGAGCGUGCUUUUCCAAAAAAUUUUGCAGAGGAGAUUAUAGGUGGGAUGUUAGAUAUGGAUCAUGAUAUAUGGCGAAAACCCAGAAAAGAAAAUUUUGAUCAACAACGUGAAAAAGUUUUAAAAUUUUCAGAAAUAUGGAAGAACUAUGAGCUUGAAAUAAAUAAUAAAGAUUAACAUUCAACAAGGAAGUUUAACGUACAUAUAAUACUACACGUGUAUAGAUGUAUGUAUAUUAUACAAAUCUUAAUGAAAGAAAAUUAGAACUUAUUUACAUAUAUAAAUAUUUAUUUAAAUCUAAAGGGGUUUCCAGUUUUUUAAGUUUUGUAUUUAUCAUAAAAUCCUGCUAUUAGUAGCGGUUGAAAAUAUUCUUUUAAAAUUGAUGGAAACAAUGAUAAAACUUUAAAACGUGUUCCCAUCCCAUUUUCGUCCAUUAUCAUCUGAUAUUCAGAUUCCAAUUGUUCUCUUUCUCCUUCUGAAAUAUUUUUUAGCAGCAUCUGUAAUCGUACGUCAAUUCCAAGAUUUUUUAAAAAACUUGCUUGAGUCACUGGUCCAAAUGUUAUUAGCCUAUUAUUUUUUUCUGCAACUUUCUUAAUUGCUGCAAAAUCAACAUCGGCCGUUAAAUCUGCAAUUCCCGGACGUACUAGUGGAUCGUGUAUUUUAUGUUGUAAAAAUGCGCGAAAAGUAUCAGUCUUAUCACCACUGUGACCAUAAUCACAUAUUAAAGCAAAUCCACCGCACUCCCAUAAAUAUUCUGCUAUAUGAUCUAUUAUUACUAAAGUUUGUGGACUAACUUCUAUGUGUUCCCUCUUAUCAUCGUUCUGUAAAAUAUUAAGUUAUUAGAUCUUGUUUAUCAGACGAGCGAGAAUAUGAAAAGAUUCUUACUGAUAAGUAAAAGGUAGCAGGGGUUGCUGUAUUUGAUAAAACAAAACGAAAUUUUUCUUCCUUACUUCCUUCAAUUAUAUCAACCAGCACCUCUUUCCAUCCACUACUGGUUUUCUAAAUGAAAAAUUGUAUUAUAUAAUAUACAUUACUGAUUUUUUCUUAAAUGUUAAGUAUAAUCACCUGAAAUUUAUGUAUCGGUAACGCAUCAAAAAAUUCAUGCGCUAAAAAUAUACUAAAUUUCUUAGGUAAAUCCAUUACAGAGUGGUACCAAUAUACAUUAACACCAUCUGCUGUAACACCUUCCCUAUAAUGAGGAAUAAAAUUUUGUUCAGAUUCA
Molecule: messenger RNA, 3320 nt
Organism: Osmia lignaria (orchard mason bee)
Lineage: Eukaryota; Metazoa; Arthropoda; Insecta; Hymenoptera; Megachilidae
Product: CWF19-like protein 2
Biological process (GO): mRNA splicing, via spliceosome
Cellular component (GO): post-mRNA release spliceosomal complex
Source: RefSeq, a predicted model, not a curated record